Messenger RNA from Talaromyces proteolyticus, 1599 nucleotides. Its product is annotated as putative 3-methyl-2-oxobutanoate dehydrogenase. Lineage: Eukaryota; Fungi; Ascomycota; Eurotiomycetes; Eurotiales; Trichocomaceae. Gene Ontology annotation, biological process: response to nutrient; branched-chain amino acid catabolic process. The coding region runs from base 300 to 1475 and encodes 391 amino acids. The transcript is spliced from 3 exons. The record is from RefSeq and is a predicted model, not a curated record. Gene Ontology annotation, molecular function: catalytic activity.
ACGCAAUUGAGGUGGACGGCCGCCCACCAAUCGCGCUGCUUUGCAUGCAGAGUCAAUUAUGUGUAUUAUAUAAGAUAUCACAGGUGCAUCAAUCCUCCGCCCCCAUCCUGCAGCUGCCUCAGGCAGAAACUCGACCGGCUGCGUGCCCCCGCUCACUCUCGGCUAUCCGCGGGCUUGUUUGAUCUCCAAGAAACACUCCUGUCAGUCAAAACACCUCGCGCCGGGGUAGCAUGUAGAAUUUGUUCUUCUUCCCUCAAUGCUCCCUCCGACUGCAGUGUGAAAUCCCCGAAUCAACGGCCAUGAGCCUCUUUCAUACUGCUGGCCGGCGUCUCGCACGCUCGUCGCUGAAUGGCCUCCGAUCAUACUCGUCCGCCGCUCCCUCGCCAGCUGCUCGAUUGAACCUGCCGAUUGACUACAAGACAAGCCCGCUCCUGCAUCAUGCCUCUGCGUCGCUGGCUAGUUCGAAGGAACUGCCGCAGUCGGCAACAACUAAGCGCCAGAACUUGUACCAGGCCAUCAACUCGGCCUUACGGACAGCCAUGUCCGCAUCCGACCAGGUGAUCCUGUUCGGAGAGGAUGUCGCUUUUGGCGGCGUCUUCCGUUGCUCGAUGGACUUGCAGAUGGAAUUUGGGUCCGAGAGAGUCUUCAAUACACCCUUGACAGAGCAAGGAAUUGUUGGUUUUGCCAUUGGAGCGGCCGCACAGGGCAUGAAACCGGUAGCUGAAAUUCAGUUCGCCGACUACGUCUACCCUGCCUUUGAUCAGAUAGUCAACGAGGCAGCCAAAUUUAGAUAUCGCGAGGGCUCUACAGGGGCCCAUGCGGGAGGAUUAGUGAUAAGAAUGCCAUGUGGCGCCGUAGGACAUGGUGCACUUUACCAUACCCAAUCUCCCGAAUCGUUGUUCGCUCAUAUCCCCGGUGUCCAGGUGGUGAUGCCACGUUCCCCAACACAAGCAAAGGGGCUAUUAUUGUCGUCAAUUCUUGAAUGCAACGAUCCCGUGAUCUUCAUGGAGCCGAAGAUACUGUAUCGAGCCGCUGUCGAGCAUGUUCCCGUUGAUUCCUACACCAUUCCUCUGGGAAAAGCAGAAAUCGUGAAGCCAGGGUCAGAUCUGACGAUUAUAUCAUAUGGUCAACCGCUUUACUUGUGCUCGCAAGCAAUUGCUGCCGCUGAGAAGGCAAGGAAGGGGCUGAAUAUUGAGCUCAUUGAUUUACGCACAAUAUAUCCAUGGGAUCGGCAGACUGUGUUGGAAAGCGUUCGAAGGACAGGAAGGGCAAUUGUGGUUCAUGAAAGCAUGAUCAACUAUGGUGUUGGCGCAGAAGUCUCGGCUACUAUCCAGGAGGGUGCCUUUUUACGCCUAGAAGCUCCCGUGAAGCGAGUUGCCGGCUGGACCACUCACACUGGACUGAGCUAUGAGAGUUUCAUCAUGCCAGAUGUUGCAAGAAUUUACGACGCAAUCUUACAGACUGUUGAUUAUUAGCGCUCUUUUAUGACAAUAGUAGAUAUGCAUUUGUGAUGGGGUAUUCGAAUGGGUUAUAUUGUUCAGGCCUCGUUAUACCAGAGAUCAAUUAGUAGACAUCAAUAAACCUUUUCAAACUGUUUAG